Messenger RNA from Phytophthora sojae, 720 nucleotides. RefSeq lists its product as hypothetical. The record is from RefSeq and is a predicted model, not a curated record. Lineage: Eukaryota; Oomycota; Peronosporomycetes; Peronosporales; Peronosporaceae. The coding region runs from base 1 to 720 and encodes 239 amino acids. The transcript has 2 exons. Gene Ontology annotation, molecular function: histone H3K79 methyltransferase activity.
AUGGCCGACUUUUCAGAUGAAGGGGACCGCCAACUCGUUCAGCUCGCGGUGGUGUACGAGCAAGCGGGAAGACGAACCGACUGGGUGUCAGUGGAGAAAGACAUGAGGCCGUCAACAUGGAGCGCAGCCAAACUGCAACAGCGAAUCAAGACGCUCAAGAGACGAUAUGGCAAUAAAGUGCUGAGUUUCCCCCACGCUAUUUCCGCCCGCCACCAGACCGAGCAGGACUGCAUUUGGAAGCCAAAGCCGCGUCUCCUCUACGGUUUUCGCCAUCACCACGUAUCACCGCUAGAAACCUACAGCGCCACUGGAGGACUAUUCUGCCUACUCACCAGGCGUGAUGUGCGCGCGAGUGAACGUCAGCAAAAUGCCGGGGAGAUUACAAUGGCUGGGGUGUCCAUGCUGAUCGAAGGAGCGAAUAUUCAAGUGAAUGACGUGUUUCUGGAUGCUGGAUCCGGCGUGGGAAAUGUUCUCGCUCAAGUCGCUCUGCAAACGCAAGCAUUUUGUGUGGUUGGUAUUGAGAUCCAACGUGACCUGGCCGCUAGAGGUAUGGAGCUGAUUGCGUCUAGGGCAUCGCGCUUUCCACACUUGCUCAAGAUCAGCGUCGUCGCCGCAGACAUCCGCAAUAUUGCUGAAGGCAGCGAUACUGUUAUCAAUGCUGAUCCAGACUCGAACCACCUCAUCUACGCUGUCGACACGGGUGUGUCCGCGGCAUCGUAA